Aspergillus terreus NIH2624 is the source of this 1398-nucleotide messenger RNA. RefSeq names its product MFS transporter. Bases 1 to 1398 code for a protein of 465 amino acids. The record is from RefSeq and is a predicted model, not a curated record. Lineage: Eukaryota; Fungi; Ascomycota; Eurotiomycetes; Eurotiales; Aspergillaceae. The transcript is spliced from 4 exons. Gene Ontology annotation, molecular function: transmembrane transporter activity. Gene Ontology annotation, biological process: transmembrane transport.
AUGGAGGAGAAGAAUAUCCGUCGAGAGCAGAGUCCAGACUCUGUCGGGCCAUCGAGUGAUCCUAUACAGCUGGAAAACCGCCAUGGCGGAAAGGAAACACAGCAGAAGCUGCAAGCCCUUUUCGAUAUUCUCUUCUGGGCGCCUCCGCGAUGUCGAUGGUCACCGGACAAUCCUCCCAAGUUCAAUCUAUUUCUAAAUCUCCUGUUCUCCUUCGCAACAACAUUCACAGUCGCCAAUCUAUACUACGCCCAACCAUUGCUGGAUAUGCUCGCCGAAUACUUCGACGUGACCCAAAAACAGGCCUCGUUGAUCCCAACAUGCUCGCAGGCGGGCUACGCAGCUGGGCUCAUCUUCCUCUGUCCAUUGGGUGACAUGCUCCGGAGGAGACCAUUCGUCCUGGUCUUGACCUUCCUGACUGCAACCGUCUGGAUCGGGCUCUGCGUGACCAGUUCGUUCAAUGUCUUCCUUGCCCUGAGCUUCAUCACAUCCAUCACCACCGUGACCCCCCAAAUCAUGCUCCCCCUCGUCGGAGACCUCGCGCCGCCAGCCCGCCGCGCAACAGCCAUCUCCCUCGUCACCUGCGGUCUCGCACUCGGCAUGCUCUUCGCCCGUCUGCUCGCGGGUAUCAUCGCCUCGCGCACCGACUGGCGCAACGUCUACUGGCUCUCCCUCGCCCUGCAGUACCUCAUCUUCCUGCUCAUGUGGCUCUUCAUGCCGGACUACCCGGCCACCAACUCCGACAUCUCCUACUGGACCAUCCUCUCCUCGAUCAUCGGCUACUUCGUCCGCUCUCCCGUCCUCGUCCAGGCAACCCUGAUCGGCUUCCUCACCUCCGCAACCUUCACCAGCUUCUGGACCACCCUCACCUUCCUGCUCUCCGGCGACCCCUACCGCUACUCCACCCUCACCAUCGGCCUCUUCUCCCUCGCCGGCCUGACCCCCAUGUUCUUCGGCCCCGUCUUCUCCCGCUUCCUCAUCGACAACUUCGUCACCCCCUUCUGCGUCACCGUCAGCCUGCUCAUCACUAUCGCCGGCAUCGCCGUCGGCACCUACACCGGCUCUUUCUCCGUCGCCGGCCCCAUCCUUCAGGCCGUCCUCCAGGACUUUGGCAUCCAGAUGACCCAGAUCGCGAACCGCGCCGCUAUCUACAAGGUCGCGCCCAAGGCGCGUAACCGCAUCAACACUGGCUACAUGGUCGGCGUGUUCUGCGGGCAGUUGAUGGGCACGUCGGUCGGGAACCAGGUGUAUGCGCGCGGCGGCUGGAUCAUGUCCGGCACGAUGGGUUUGGCGCUGGUGGCCGGCGCGCUGGUCAUUGGGCUGCUGCGCGGGCCGCUGGAGAAGGGCUGGAUUGGAUGGAGGGGUGGGAUGCGACUGCGACGGAUUCCGGAGGAAGGCUAA